This is a messenger RNA of Prunus mume (Japanese apricot), 859 nucleotides long. RefSeq names its product PITH domain protein (DUF1000). NCBI's taxonomy places the organism in Eukaryota, Viridiplantae, Streptophyta, Magnoliopsida, Rosales, Rosaceae. The record is from RefSeq and is a predicted model, not a curated record.
CACGCGUCCCCAUAUUCCUUCCUUCCUUAGAAUUCUUCAAUUGGACCAAUAAACUCCAACAGUCUCUCUUUCUUUUGUUUCCUUCCUCCAAACUCCAAGCCCCCUCUCUCUCAAAUCCUCAAUUUCAUCAACCAUGUCUGCAGAAUCAGCCAGUGCAAUUCAAAGAAACCAAGUUGAUCUUUUGGACUUCAUAGAUUGGUCUGGAGUUGAAUGCCUCAACCAAAGCACUAGUCACUCUGUUGCCAACGCUCUCAAGCAGGGUUAUAGAGAAGAUGAUGGUUUGAAUCUGGAGAGUGAUGCAGAUGAGCAGCUUUUGCUUUACAUACCUUUUCUUCAAGUCAUUAAGCUGCACUCUAUUGUCAUCAAAGGACCUGAAGAGGAAGGUCCUAAGACAGUGAAACUUUUUUCAAACAAGGAGCAUAUGGGGUUCAGCAAUGUCAAUGACUUCCCAGCAAGCGAUACACUUGAUUUAUCCCCUGAGAAUCUAAAGGGCAAACCAGUUGUCUUAAAGUAUGUCAAAUUUCAAAAUGUUCGCAGCUUGACGAUAUUUAUUGAGGAUAAUCAAUCUGGCUCCGAACUCACAAAAGUUCAAAAGAUUGUUCUGUGUGGAACAACGGUGGAAACUACAGACAUGAAGGGCUUGAAGAAGAUUGAGGACGGACACUGAAGAGUCAGAGAAGUAGAUGAAUGAAAAAAUUGAAUCAUCUAAUACCCUUGUGAUCAUUUAGCAAAUCUAUCUGUGCACAUGGUUAUGUGGCAUAUUAUUUAUAUACUUAGGAUUAUAAUCAAGUUUCAUUGAAAAAAUUUCGCCCUCUAUGGGAUUCUAAGAUUAUAUGAACAUUUAAUUGACCCAAAAAAA